AUGGCCAACGAAAGAACACACCUACUAAGUAUAUAUGCACCGGAUGUAAGGAAACCGAAAGAAGAAAGGGAAGCUUUUUUUGAUGCCUUGCAAGCUACGUUAGACAAAAUAACCAGUAAAGACAAAGUGUUUAUUAUGGGCGACUUUAACUCAAGAAUUGGAAACACAGUUAUCCCAGGAAUCAUGCAUAGUUUCAACGAAGAAGCAGUGAAUGAUAACGGAGAUAUAUUGAUAGAUGUAUGCACCCUCAACGAAUUACGUAUCAACAACACAUAUUUUGAUCAUAAGGAACAACAAAAGUACACCUUCGCUAACACGAGAGGCCAAAAAUCAACUAUUGACUACAUAAUUACAAACAGGAAAGUCCACCCCUCCCAGAUACUUGACGUACGGGUAUUAACAUCGGCAAAUAUCGGCACACAACACGGUUUAGUAUUGUGUAAAUACCACGUAUCCCACAUAAUAAAGAAAAGAAAAACACCCAACUACGUAUCGAAAUUCAAUAUAGAGUCGCUUAAGGAUGAAAGCAUUAAAUACCUCUAUCAAAACAGACUCCGCGAAAAAAUUGUCCAAAACCCUAUAAAAGAAACCGACAACGUAGAAGCCGCCUGGGAGAAACUAAAGAAUAAAAUAAAGAACAGCGCAAAGGAAUCCCUAGGAAAAAGAACAAUAGACACGAAUAGAACACACAAUAAACCCUGGUUCACUCUAGAAAUUAAGGAACUGGCAAAUGAAAAAAAGAAAGCGUACAUAAAAUACAUUACCAAUAGAACACAGGAAGAAUACGAAGUCUAUAAAAGAGUGAGAAAUAGAACAACCAACACAAUAAAAGAACUGAAAAAAACAUACUGGGAAAAUUUCUCAGUGGAAAUGGAACAUGAUUUGUACGGAGGCCAGAAAAAAAUAUGGAACAUGAUACGAAAAAGGAAGAAACCAAUCAACGAGGAGGUAGUGAUAAAUUUUAUAAAUCAGGAAACAUGGGCAGCACAUUUUGAGAUCAUAUAUGAUAACAACGGAAGCAGGGACGAAGAAGAAAUCGCAAACCCGCCAUCCCCAAACGAACAGGAAGAAACCAUCACAUUAGAAGAAGUACAAACAACCAUAAAAAAACUAAAGAAUAGAAAAUCACCAGAUCUAAAGCAAGCAUUCGAUAGAGUAAAACUCAACGAUAAAAUCCACCGACUAAACCAAAAAGGCGUCAAGAAGCAUUAUACAAAUCUAGUAAGGCAACUUAACAUUAACACUAAAGCAAGAAUAAAAACAGACUGUGGGCUAACAAGAGAACUCAAAGUCUCAUCCGGCAUAAGACAGGGAGAUAGCCUCAGCCCAUGCCUUUUCAACGUGAUAAUGGACCAAAUAAUUGAGAGUGUAAACGAAGUUAAUGCAGGAUUCGAAAUGAAUAACCGUCACCUGAGAAUCCAUUGCUACGCAGAUGACGCUAUACUUAUAGCUGAAAAUGAAGACGAUCUACAACGCCUCCUUCAUAAAUUUAACCUGACGGCACAGAGACUUAACAUGCAAAUCUCAUGCGAGAAAACACAAAGCAUGAUAGUUAAAUCAGUAACUAUCACAUCGUAA
Diorhabda carinulata is the source of this 1578-nucleotide messenger RNA. RefSeq lists its product as uncharacterized. Bases 1 to 1578 code for a protein of 525 amino acids. The transcript is spliced from 3 exons. Gene Ontology annotation, molecular function: catalytic activity. The record is from RefSeq and is a predicted model, not a curated record. NCBI's taxonomy places the organism in Eukaryota, Metazoa, Arthropoda, Insecta, Coleoptera, Chrysomelidae.